Canariomyces notabilis is the source of this 6010-nucleotide messenger RNA. RefSeq lists its product as uncharacterized. The transcript has 4 exons. Bases 264 to 5597 code for a protein of 1777 amino acids. The record is from RefSeq and is a predicted model, not a curated record. Gene Ontology annotation, molecular function: structural constituent of nuclear pore. Gene Ontology annotation, cellular component: nuclear pore; nuclear pore inner ring. NCBI's taxonomy places the organism in Eukaryota, Fungi, Ascomycota, Sordariomycetes, Sordariales, Chaetomiaceae. Gene Ontology annotation, biological process: nuclear pore organization.
UAUACAUACAGUAAGUGCAGGACAAGGCUGUUCACAACCCUUUUACACGACAGGCCGCCUUAUCCAACGCAAUACUGAUCCGACGGAACCUGGGUCCAGCGCAACACAUAGACUCCGAGAUCUUCUCUCUUGGAAAUUGUUAACCUUAGCCCCGCGGCCCCUCGAUACAGCAGCUCAGAGCGCGCUCGACUGCGCCGACCAUCACUUUACGCGAACGCGCCCUGUCGGAAAAUGCGUUGAGCAUCGCUCGACACCUGCUCACCAUGGCUGCUGACAUGCGCGCCCUCGAGGCCCUGCAGGCCUUGCAUGGGGAGCUGCUUGCGGUUCGCCAACACCGCUUCGAAAGCUUCCCCGUGUUGGUGCAGCUGCUGGAAUCGCAGACAGACGUAUUCAAGAAGCUGAUCGACAAGCCUCCCCGAAUCCCGGCCCACAGGCAAUCCUUAGGGACAGGGAAGAUCAAAAUCGGCGGCGAAGAGUACGCAAUAAACGACGAUUUCGUUAACGACUGUCUGAAAGCUGCCGAUGAACUGGAUCUUGAUGAGCUGGAGGCCGCGAGGCUACUCGUGGACUGCGCUGCCGAGGGCGACCCAGAGACGCAGUGCCGGCCCCUUUGGGAAUGUGCUGUCAUCCGCUUCCACCAGGAGCACAAGUAUCUGCUCGACUGCAUGAGGCUUUGCCUCGAGGCAGCGGCCGAUGAUGAGCUCGACCCUAACAUUCAAGAGUUUCUCGGCGCCGUUGCCGAAGAGAAGGUAUUCGGCAUCCCACCGCCUGGGUCACAGCCGCAAGGAUCCGACAAGAAGAUUGUGCCGAGGUGCAUGGAGGCGAUGCAAAAUGUCAGGUCAACGCUCCAAAGCAUGAUGGAGAAGGCGCAUGCCCGGCUUAUGCUCCAACAAGCCAGUCUGGUAAAACCGCCAGAAAACUACGAAACCUACGAGUUUUCCCGAUUGAGCCUCGUCGAGCAGCAUGAGUGCCUGGCUGCAAUCCUCCAUGCUGCCGUUGAGAAGCAUCAUGCGAGCGUCAAUGACUUCAAAGACUUGCUCAACCUGUUCAAGAAGAUCGACAAGUACGAUCAUUUCCUUGUUCAUCUGUUUCCGGUUCUUGCUGCCUACAUCACAGAAUUCGGCUCGCCCGAGGGAGUUGGCGACCUUCAGCAAGCACGCCAAUUGAAUACAAUCGUCUGUAAGCAAGGCGAAGAGAAUUCUUGGACCCUCGCGAACCUCGGUGCCGCCGUCCGGGCGUGGUGGAUUGCUGAGUACGGUGGAUGGUAUGUCGACGACUCGAGCUAUGAUUUCCAGGGCAUCAACCUCGAUGAGGAAGACGAAGAGAGGACAAAGCAGUUCAUGGAGGCGCUGAAAGAGGGCGCCUUUGACUUUAUCCUAGCUGUUGCUACCGACUGUAAAGCCCAAGAAUGGCAGGAUCCAUCACGAUUGGGAAUGCGUCAGUGGCUGCCGCGGAAAUCUCCUCACCUGGCCUCUGAUCCAUUCCCUUUCAGCCAUUUUCUUCAGCGCAGUCUGAUGGUGCACCUGGAGGGUUUCAUCGAUGCAGCCAUCUCGAAUCUCCCAGACAUUCUCCGCAAAUUGAGGACCGAGGAGGACGAGCAACGCCAGCUCAGCCAGAGCCACGAGCAGGACCUCGACCUCGAACGGUUCUUGAUCAUCAUCUCACACGCCUACGAAGGCAGGCCGGACGCAGCCAUGUCAUUCUGGGAAGAUCCCGAUAGCAACUUGGCUGGCUUCUUGCAGUGGACGUCUAGGCGAGCGUCAACUCCUCUCGUCAGUGCCUUCUGCGAAAUGCUCCAGUGCCUGUCGGACAACGAAGACUGCGCUACGGCUGCCUACACUUUUCUCCAGGACGAAAGCCACCAAUCCUCGGGCAAGAUGAAGCGUUCCCAGUCCCUGACAUGGAACCAAAUAUUCAAGGAGCUGGAGUACUUCACGGCUAAGCUCCGCGAGAGACCGAGCCCCGCCCAGUCCUACCGCCCCGGUAAGCCCGGCGCUGACCUGGCCGAGGCGGAACCCGAGUCGGCCAUGAUGCUGGAAUGCUACUUGCGGCUGAUAGCCAAGCUUUGUUCCGAGAGUGAGGUUGCGAGACAGAGGAUGAUUCUGGACGAGGAACUGAAUGUGGUCGGCACACUGCUUCGUCUGGCGACCUGCAUGAUACCGUCUCGACUCCGGGCUUGCGUCUUCUACGUCCUGAAGGCUCUGAUGGAGCGCAAACAGCCUGCAGAGAGCGAUGCAAUGUGGAGACAUGUCGAUAUGUGGCUCACUGGUAACCUACCCACGCAAGGAGGGUCACAGCGAAGCCAGUUUCUCGGCCAGAGCAUGAGCAGUCAGGCUUUCAUGGAGGCCACCAUGUCUGAGAUCAGUAGUAAUGGCUUUGAAGAGCCGAAUGCCUUCAUCCAGCUUCUUACAUCACUCGUCGCCCCCGUGGAUGGGCCUGAGGGUCUGAACGACUCACUCCCGUUCCCCGAAGAUUUAGGUGCUAGCUACCGGAUUCCGGGGGUGGAGACCUAUGUCGACUUCGUGUUUCAUAUCCUGGCGACCCAGAGCAAAGAUAUACUGGAUGCUUCUCAGCUCCGGGUAUUACGACUCAGCUGCCUGGAAUUUGCGCUGACAUGUCUCUCUACCUUCAACGAGGACCUCAUCGUCCUGGGAAACCAGAGCAACAUUGACAUCGACGCGGCCAUGCCGACCACGGACCUGGCGACGUACAUGCGUCUUCAUCCCUUUGCUCGUGUCAUGGACUGGAUGUUCAAUGAGAAAGUCAUUACGGCCCUGAUCAGCACUAUACACCAAGAAUCUAGCGGCUUAGGCAGUGCACCUCCCGACUCACCCCUCGUCCUGAGCAUUCUGCGAGGAAUCCAAGUCAUGAUCAAGGUCCUCGAACUGCAAGAGACCUAUCUGCACCUUGUCCGGCCACUCAUCAAAGCUCGGCCGAGAAAGCAAGGAGCAUCCCCAGCAAAUGCUGCGUAUACCUCGUUCGAGGAUGGCAUCCUAGGCCAUCUGUCGUUGGUGGUCGACCUAGGGAAGUACUGCAAUCUCGGCCACGGAGAGUUGACGCUGGCGUGCCUCAAGCUGCUCGAAAAGAUCUCCACCUCUUCAAGGAUCAUCUCGGCAUGGAACCCCGAGUCGGGCCAGCUUGGCCACCGGAACAAGGCGAUUGUUCAACUUGAAAAGAACGGCGAGGGCGAAGUUAUUGCCUCUUCCCUGGCCGCCAACCUUGUUUCUACUAUAGACCCGGUUGCAGAGGCCGACUCGGAAAGCUACCUGAUCAAGGUGUUUAUCCUUGACUUCCUCUACGAAUGCCUAAGCGCCACACCGAACCAGCCAACCAUUGCGCAUCUACUUCUAGGCUUCCAUUGCGAGCUCAACCGGCUUAGCAUCGAGCCAAAUGGCCCAUAUGACCAACAAAAGUCUCUCUUCCACAGCCUUCUCAAUGUGCUCAUCGCACUCACAGUGUAUCAAGAGGAGCGUGGAAUGAGAGGCUACUUGAUCGUUCUGAAAUUCAAAAUUCUACGGGUUCUGCAGGUUCUUUGGAAAUCCCCGCUGUCGGCUGCUCUAGUCAUGGACGAGUUGAGGGCGACAAAUUUCAUGUUUCACAUGCUGUUGAGAGAGGUCCAAAUCCAGCCGGAUCUGACAUGGGAUGGCCUGGAAGCCACACACCCCGAGUUCCUGCUUUCCGAUGCGUCAGUGGCAUACAUCGAUUAUCUGAGCUCGCGGGCCAUGAUUCUCGAGUACAUCGGGAAGGAGUUGUGCAGCGUCUCGCAGAACCGGAUACCGUCGAUCAAGCGCCAGAUUUUCGAUGCCCUGAACGGCCAGAUCAGAGAAGCGGGGGAGGAACCGCUGACAGUCCCCAACAUCUUCGACUUGUUUGACUUUUUGAACCCCGAAGCCCGCUGGGACGUCGCUCCGCCAGAAUUCGUGUUCUUCAAGGAUCUCGAUCUUAGCCCAUGUGCUGAAGAGCACCGAGCGACGGGCCUGCAGUAUAACAUCCAUAAAGUGAAAGAGACAAUUGAGCUGAAACGAAAUGAACGAAGGGACCAACUUCAGAUGGCAACCCAGGAGGAGUUGGAGGCCAUCGAAAAGGAGGAGAUACUGUUGGUUGAGUAUCUCACCUUCAGCAACCGCAAGCAGCUAUUCAGCUCGUCAAGGCUCGGCUUGCUCAAGGCAUGGGUGAAUCUUUUACUCGUCAUGUUCGAGGCCAGCGAGUUCAGAGGCACGCCAAAGAUGGCCUUUCUCCUACAAGCGCUGCAAGCAAUCCUCCCAACUCUGGAGACCUUUGUCGCCCUGAGUACAGCCGAGGCGUAUGAGCUUGCGCGCGUCGCAAAAGUGUUACUCUUCAAGCUCGACCUAUCCGGCGAGGGCGAGGAGGGUGAAGAUGCGAUUGAGGGCGAGAGCCAUUUCAACGCCACCACCCGCAGCUCGGAAAAGGAGCGGUUCACAGUCGGCAAUCUUAUCAGCGACAAACUGUUCCAGCUUUUUCAGAUUUGCCUCAGCGCCAUCGGGAAAUGGUCGGGCAGCGCCGAGUUGCGUGCCAUUUACUACAGCAUCUGCUACCGGUAUCUCACCGCCGUGGUAGACAAGGACAUCACUGCCGCGCCCACCCACCGCGCCUUCACCCGUACCCCUACCCGCAUCCUCACCACGGCGCGUGCCAAGACUCUCAAGACGAUCCAUCUCCACGGCGACCGUCUCCUUAACGUCAUCUGCGACGACGCCUACGGGAGCGACAUGACCUGCCAAACAGCCGCCACAAUCCUGCUCUCCGCACUGGUACACGUUUCCUGCGCCCCCGGCCAGUCCACCGGCUUGUCCCCUACGUCUUCUGACGAAAUCCAACUAAUCGACUCCCUCAACCGCCUCAACUUCAUCGCCAUCCUAGUCGACUCCCUCAAAUCCAUCCUGACCGACUGGCUAUCCAUCAUCUCGGCCCUCUUCCCCUCGCAAACGAACUACGCCAGCACCACAACGAGCACCCCGUCGCCCACCUACCCGAUCAGCAUCGCCCAGGCGCGCGCUCUGGAGCAGUACACGGCCGCCAAGCUGGCGCUGCUCCUUCAGAUCAGCCAGACGCGGUCCGGGGCCAAGUACAUGCUCCAGGCCAACCUGUUCCACGCGCUCGACGCGUCGGGCGUCUUCGCCGCCGACCCGGAGUUGCAGGUCGACGCGCGCAAUCUGCGCGCCCUCGAGAAGCACUACGCCCUUCUUGUAUCGCUCGUGCGCAUCGUCGCCGCCGCCGUGCUCGCCCGCGGCGCAAACAACAUUCUGCAAGGGAGGAAAUUCCUCCUCCGGUGUCGCGCCCUGGUCGUGCACACGCUCAAGCGUAGUGCUGGGAUCGGCAUGGGUAUGGGUGGUGUGCAGCCAUCCAUGCCGAUCGGGAUGAUGAUGCCGGGGAUGAUGACGGGGAGGAGUAGUGGUGGUUUUGGAGCGGGAGCGGGAGCGGAGGAGGAAGCGCAGCGGCUUAGUUUGGAGGAGAGGAUUGAUGAGUCGGCGGAGGCGUUUAUGUUGCUCAUUACGGCGACGGGGUUUUUGGAGUACGAGGCCGACCAAGUCCCUGCUGAGAAGCCCCGGGUGAGCACCGCGCAUCUGUUUCAUUAGAGACGUGGGAUAGUGGAAGGAAGAGGAGCAAAGGGGAGGUGUAUUUAAAAGAAGACGUGUGGGAUCUGUCGCUUGCUCUAACUUAGUUAGAGCGAAUGUAUCAAUGUAUUAUUCAGGGGUCUGUUUCUUCUGUUCAUGUGCAUGCGUGUGUGGCUUAAUCUCGCAGUGGUCGUUGUAGUGCAUAUCAUCAGGUUGGGGCGGCUAAAGUCAAACCCUCAUUCAUAGCGACCAAGCAACAUACCAACAUGCACGCUGCGCGUUGAGAUGCGACGACAUUGACCUGGUAAUAGAAUGUAUGUUCGUUUUCCUAUCUACAUGAGGGCCUAUGCGGCCUACUCUGCCCUCCUGACGCGAAGCAAUUGAUUACAAUAUGGAAGUGGGUAUUCGGCAAGAUGAUGCAAACGCCGUUCCAA